Messenger RNA from Meloidogyne enterolobii, 237 nucleotides. The record is from the annotation of a GenBank genome assembly. Lineage: Eukaryota; Metazoa; Nematoda; Chromadorea; Rhabditida; Meloidogynidae.
AUGGCAUUAUGUCUUGCAGAAGAGCAAAUGAACUUUUAUAGAGAUUGGGUAUCUGAACAUUGUUCGGUAGAAAUUCAACACGUUUUAUAUUCCAUUUUUGAUGUUGAAAGUGUAGAAGAAUUAAAACACCUUGAUAUUAUUGUAAAGGAUGAAAAAGAUACUUUAAAUUCUUCAGAGAGUUUUCUUUUAAAGUAUUAUUCGGGUAGUCAGAAGGAGGUAGAUGAAAUUUUAGAAUGA